This is a messenger RNA of Anopheles stephensi (Asian malaria mosquito), 2041 nucleotides long. RefSeq names its product mediator of RNA polymerase II transcription subunit 28-like. Gene Ontology annotation, cellular component: mediator complex. The record is from RefSeq and is a predicted model, not a curated record. NCBI's taxonomy places the organism in Eukaryota, Metazoa, Arthropoda, Insecta, Diptera, Culicidae. Bases 152 to 895 code for a protein of 247 amino acids. The transcript is spliced from 4 exons.
GGCCAUCCAAACGUCAACACAAUAACACAAUUUUUUGUUUGUUUCCGUGGACGUUCCUCGGCACUGUCCACAAUCGAUAAAGGAAAAAGGAUAAUUUAGCUAGUUUUGGUGCAUUUUUUCGUUCUGACCUGUCCGUAGUCAGGUCGCUGAAAUGGCAUCCUCGUCGAACGGUAGCGGUAAUUUAGUGGAUGAGCUCGAGGAAGCAUUUCAGUCUUGUAUACAUGCCCUCACCAAGGAAGAAUCGGCUACCGGUAUCGACAAGGAUGAAAUUAAGGUGGAGGUCGAUCAAACCACACUCAAGUUCAUCGACCUGGCCCGCCAGAUGGAAGCAUUCUUUCUGCAAAAGCGAUUCCUGCUGUCCGCCCUCAAACCGGACCUACUGCUGAAGGAGGAAAACUUUGACCUGAAGCAAGAGAUAGGCCGCAAGGAUGAGCUGAUACGCAAGCAUUACGAAAAGAUCGAAUCCUGGAAACAGUUGCUGUCGGAUCAGCAAAAUUUCAACAAACCGAUACAAUCGAUGCCACCGGAUAUGCGUGGCAAUCUGGCGGGUGGUGCACCGGGUGCCCCGGCCGCGCUGAUGGCUAGCGGUGGCAUGAAUCUGCCAAUGCAGGUCAGCAAAACACUGCAAAACCAACACCAACAGCAGAUGCAACAAAUGCAGGUGCAACAACAGCAGCAGCAACAGAUGCAGCAGCAAAUGCAACAAUCCAUGCCGAUGGGUGCAUCGAACGCGCAGCUGUUCCAGCAGGGUGGGAUGCCGCGCGGUGUAGGACCGGCGGGGUCGGGUGCCGGAUUUCCGCCCGGUGCCGGCCCGAACCUGCAGGGCCCGUUAGCGUACCUGGAGAAAACGGCUAGCAAUAUAGAUCUAGUGGGCCUUGGCGAUGGUCGAAGGUGACGCGGGCGGGGCAGGGGACGCGGUAGAGGUCGGGGCCGAGGAAGAGGUCGUGGACGCGGCAGUGUGGCCGAGUUCCACAGUGGCCCACUAACCUGAGGCUGGGGCAUGGGCGGGAUGGAACAGCGGGAGGGCAUUGUUUGCCAACCCGGCCCGGACAACAUCCUCCAUCCAACCAUGUCCCCCCUCGCCAGAGCUCGCGUAUUUCUUCGUCUACCGGUUGUGGUGCAUGGUUAGGGGCCCUCGGCCGUCAAUCAACCGUGGGCGAUAACACUGUUAGGAAAGAAGUUUAGGCAACAAGGAAGGCAACACAGGCAACAGUACAGCAGCAUCGUGCAGCGAAACAUGGUUCCCCCUCUACAACAGAAAUGAUCCAAAACCUUGGACCGCGCGACGGUGCGGCCACAAAAUGCAAAUCCUCCCACUCUGGCGUGGCACCACACACUCACUCACUCACCAGCACAUGCACGUUUGGCGCACACAUCUAGAAAUUUCUCUUUGACCACUUACGCCAAAAUUGACCCCCUAUUUGUUAUCUCCAUCGCAUCCCCCAGCAUCCCCAAAACUUUGAGCGUGUAAUGUAAUGUAAUGUGUACAAAGCAAACUUACACACAUACAAACCGUGCGGCGGUCCCCCGGCGCUCUGCGGCGACGCCACAGAGGACCGCCCACGAGCUACUUUCUUCUCUUUUUUGUUUGUGUAAAACCAUAUUGUAUAGCAAAAAAAUUGUCUACUAUCAGCGAUCGGUGCAAAUCGAUGCCUUGGCAUUAGCGAUCGUGUGUAAAAUGUGUGCUCGCUUUCACUCACACUCCUCUCAAUUACUCUCGAUCCCCAACAUUGGUAAUCGAUCAAAGGCGGCUACGCGCUUGUUUGAAAAUAAGACCACGAAUCACGUUCUCUUCUGUUCCGCUGUUGCGGGAAACAGCGAUACUUCCCUUCUUUAUUCCAUAGUUUUCCCAUUCCCCCAAACUGUUUGUUCGAGUCUUUAGGAACGAACGCUUCCCAGAUCGCUAAAAUUGCGCGCUGCGAAUGACAAAGUAGAACCACCGUUUUCACUGCUUCCGAACCUAGAGGCGGUACACGAGCAGACAGAAAAGUGGACAACAAGCCAAUAUCGUAAUAAAGAAUCGGAAAUAAUGUACGGAAAA